This is a messenger RNA of Medicago truncatula (barrel medic), 1507 nucleotides long. RefSeq lists its product as uncharacterized. The coding region runs from base 801 to 1307 and encodes 168 amino acids. The record is from RefSeq and is a predicted model, not a curated record. The transcript is spliced from 4 exons. Lineage: Eukaryota; Viridiplantae; Streptophyta; Magnoliopsida; Fabales; Fabaceae.
AAAAGCGUGAGAUCCAGUAUGCUCGAAAAAACAUGAGAUCCAUAAAUAUGAAAUAAAUAAAAGUGAACCCUUUCCCAUUGAAAAAGUUUUGCAACUUUAUUAGCUAAAAUUCCACACAUAAAUACAGAUUCACGAGGGGCCAUUCCUUUAUUUAUAAGUGGUAAAGUAAAACCGAACAGAGUCAACAGUGACAGUUUCAUAGCAUUCAAAUUCAUUCUAAGCCUUUUCAGAUAGGUCAUACUCUUCAACAGUAACACUCACCAACUUGUCAGCCACCACUUCACUAUGCUUUUUUUUUACACAUUCUCAAUUCAAUUUUACACAUAAAUAACCCACUCAACUACCGCACCAAUUUCUUUUCUUAUUUUUGUUGAAUCAAUUUUAGUAGUAGUAGUAGUAGUAAAAGGAACAAAAUCAGUGUCUUAACAUUAACACAUACCUGGUCCCGUUUUUGUUGUUCUCAUUCAUAAGCUCAUAAACCCUGAUUCUGUUUUUCUCUGCUGCUUCUGUUGUCUCUGCAUCUAUUCAAUGCAACCUUUCUUCUUCAUAAGUAAAAACCUUUAACCCACACCUCCUAUUUACUUUGCUUUUUUUCACUUUUUGUUCAGAUUCUUUAUCUAUAAAUUCUGCUCAGGGAAUUAAUAUCCUUGUCUAAGGUUUCUUGGGAACCACAUCAUCCUGCCUUUUUAUUUCUUUUUUUCCUUUAAAAACUUCUCAACCCCACCCAUUUUUGUAACACAUAACAAAACGGUCACUUUCUUGGUCAAGCAAUCUCUUUGUUUUGAUUUAAGAAUCCAAAUAUGGAUGAUCAAUGGAAGAGAAGUGGUCAAAUACCAGCAUUUGGAAACUGGGAUUUUGCAAAUGAGUUACCAAUAACUCAAUACUUUGAAACUGCAAGACAAGCUGGUUUGAUUCGUUAUAGUUCUUCAUCUGGUGAAAGUGAUCCUUAUGUUCAUGUUCGUGCAGAACAUCAUGAUCUUUAUGCUGUUGAAUACAAAAAACCAGUUCGAAAGGCAACAAGGAAUAGGGAAAGGAAGUACCAAAAUGUUAUGGUUAAUGAGAAAGAAACAACAAUGAACAUGAGAAAGCAGCAAGGGAAAGUGUACGAUGUAAUGGAACAUCCAAGGAAGCAAAUGAACAAGAACAAGAAGGUACAUGUUAGUGCUCCAUUACAACCUACGAGACUUCCAAAACCUGUUGAUGAAGAUCUUUAUAAGAUCCCUCCUGAGCUACUUCGCACAACUAAGAGGAAAAAAAUGUUGGGUUUCAUUUCCAAGUGUCUGGUGCCUGCUGCUUGUGUUUCAUGAGGGAUCAUAUCAUGUCAUGUCUCGUUUCUAUAAUCACUAAGGAAGUUUUAUUUUUUGUUUUUAUGUUAGUAACGCUACUAACUAACGCAUGUUGUGCUGGUUUUCUUGUGCACUCAGAUGCUAUAUGAUGACUUUUUUGUAGAAUGAAUGUAGUUAUUGCUUUCUUAAAAUUAAAUUUGGCCUUGAUUUCCUUUAUUCAA